Molecule: messenger RNA, 4107 nt
Organism: Drosophila guanche
Lineage: Eukaryota; Metazoa; Arthropoda; Insecta; Diptera; Drosophilidae
Product: transcriptional repressor NF-X1 homolog
Exons: 1
Source: RefSeq, a predicted model, not a curated record
UAUUAUCGUAAACCACAGAAAUACCGUAAUACCUAUGAUAACCAGCCAAAUAACACCAGUAAUAAUAAUAAUAAUAAUGCAACAACAACAAGAACAACCCAUUCUACAACAACAACAACAACAAAUCCAACUGCAACUGCACCAACAACAGCGGCUGCAACAGAUCAACAACAAUACCAGUACAUAAAUACCACAACCGAUAGCAAUCGAUGUAGCAGCCAUAGAGAUGAUUCCCCGGAUGAUUCCUCCUCUUCCAUUCGCCGAAAUGAUGAUGAUGAUGUUGAUGAUGAUACCCCAGAUCUUAUCCCCGUAGAGUUGCAACAGCAGCAGCAUUACAACAACAACUAUUACUACUACUACAACUACAAUCUGAGCUAUGUGCCCGAAGAUUGUGCCCCGGGAGGCAGCAGGCGUCCGAGUCGCCUCCAACAGCUGAAGCGUCGCACGCAGCACGAGCUACAGCAGUGGCCAAUGCUGAUGCAGCUGCUGCUGCUGGUCCUCUGGCUGAAUGCCCGCUUCUGGCGAAUCGUUGACGAGCAGGUUACGUACCGACGAAGGCGAUGGCAUUGAGAUUUGGGGAGCAGCGAGAUCGAAGGAACGCAGCGGAUCGGAGCAGAGAAGAGCUGGGUGCUGUUAAUGGUGUUGCUUGGGUAUGAGAUCCGAUCUAUGCUUAAGUUGAAUCAAAAAUUAUGCCCAAACUCUCUUUCAAAUCUCAUCUCAAUAAAAUUAAUCAAAACUUAUGCUGCAAAAUAUAGUCAAAGCAAAAUCAAAUGCAACACAGGCAGAGAUACCCACAUCCCGAGAGAGAGAGAGCAGAAACAACAUCAACAACAAACUUUAAGAACAACAACAAAAGCGAGUGCACUCGCUGCUCGUUACAUUCUGCUCACGCACGUACUCGUUGCAUCAACGCGAUUGCUCUCGUCCACAUUGUGAUCACUCUGUCGUCUCGUCUCGACUCGUUUCUGUCUCGUCGUCUUAUGCUCGUCUUACUAUUUUUCCUCUCUCUCUCUCUAUAUCUCUUAAUCGUUCAUCUCUCUCUUUUUCUAGCUAUCGUUCCCUAGUACAACUAUCUUUAUUGCUAUUUCAGUUCCAAUUGCAUGACAUAUACAUUCUUAGAAGUUUUCUUUUGAUAUCGCUAUAUAUUUUCCUCUGUUCUACCACACCUUCUCCACCAAUGCAAAUCCACAUCAAUCAUCAUCGCAUCAUCCCAAACCCACCACCCAAAAAUCAAACAAAUUCCCACACUAGUCGACAAAAAAAACGCUAACUCAAUCAUAUCAAUUCAAUGUCAAAGCCUCGAUAAAUGUGACCCACCCACAUCAUUCUGUAGAAGAGAAGCCUUAGCACCCGCCUCCCAAAAUAAAAUCCCAUUUUAUGUUAUCCAGCGAAACCGAAGAACAAAAGAUCUUCUAUGAACUUUAAUCCAAAGGUUUCCCCGCCCUAAGCUUGCCUAAGAAUCAAAACUAACACUAAACUUAAAACUAUCCCAAAUGCAAAAGUAAAGGCAAAAUCAGAACAAAAUAACAAGAAGAGAAGAAGUAGAAUCGUAUUUUGAGUAGCGCUUUUUGAUUUAUUUGGUAGUCAGGCAAACGCUAACCGAAAACAGCAAUUUCAAUUGUGUUUCUCAACAUAAAAUAUAAAAUACAUAUAAACUAUGGAUACUAUAAUUUUAUAUACAACAUACAUACUAUAGGGGUUAAAUUUAAAGGCAGACGCUGUAGAUGAUGAUUACUCGAUUGAUGAUUAAGCUUUAGUUCUAGCAAGAGAUAUGUUAACUUAUGAUUAUCUAGCGACAAUUAUUAUAUACGCAACAUACAACAACACACAACAAUUACACCCAAAAAAAAGAUACACUUGAAACAAUAAGAAGAACAACUAAAAACCCUAAUUGAAGUAGUAGAAGAACCCAUGAUAUUUAUACGAGUAUAUGGAUCAUAGUAAAAAAUAACAUGAAACGAUUAGCGAGAAAUAUUUUAGUGAACAAAUCCAAAAAGUCAGCUGAAACUUUAUAUGUUUAAAUGCGAAACUGCAAAAUGGACUUGAAAGAAGAACAAACAAGAGGAAAAACAACUAUAUUAUAUUAUAUAUUAUUAACUAUUAUUACGAGUAGAUACGAUAUUGGGAGGGCGAUCCCCAAAGGCCGACCAACAAACAACAAACAAAAUAAGGCGCUGUUCAGCUAAUCGAAAAAAUAUAUAGUGAAAAUCGUUUACGUUUAAUAAAAUACUAAGUUCAGCUUACCGCUACGCGAAUAUGAUUUCCGAUUUCCAAACUUAGGGAUGAUAUAUGAUUUCAGCAUAUAUAUUUCAGCAUUAGAAGGAUGAAGCAGUAGAAGAAAAACAAAAGACAACAAUCAGAACACCCCGAAAAAACACACAGACAUUCCACAGACACAACAUAUUCCAUACACUACGAGGCUACCACUGAGGUUGCCCCAAGAUGAAAUAUAGUUAAGGAAACACUCGAAUGAGUUGAAAAAAACUCAUUGAGAGGAAAAAAAUAUGAAAUAAUCCAAAAAUAUAUAGCACAUUUAAUGUUAAUUUUAAGUUGAGGAACAAACAAAAAAGUAGCGAAAAUUCAGCAGAGAGCGUAACAUUAAUUAUACGAGUAAGUAAGUCGCGCAAAAGACACCAGAAAACAUAGGAAGCCGAAAGGUAAUCAACCUACAAAAUAAGCAGAUAAACGAAGUGAAUCGACACGAAGAUACAGAGGGGGAAGCAAAGUCACCAAAUAAAUAAGGAAACACUUCAACGAGAAGCGAAAGCAGAAGCAGAUGUACGAUGAUGAGGAUGAGGAUGAAAUGGAGCGAGUGCACUCCCAGCGAGUGCUCCUAACGAGUGGAGGAGGAAAUACACAUAAAUAGCAAAAAAACAAACACACAUGCUUAGUGGUAAAUCUUAAGAACGAAAACAAUCUGCAAUCAAACUAGAGAACGAAAGAUCUAGGGAAACCGAAAUCGAAUGUGAAGCGAAGCUACAUCGAAGAAACACACACACCUUUGGUGGAAGCACAAAGUAGCAUUCUGCUAUUAAGAAGAACGAUGCAAAAACCCAGCAAAAGUGUUUCGAACUCGUGGCCGAAGCUAAAGUACAUACACAAAAAACUAAAUUAAGGUAUUGGUGGUUACAAAAAUAUUAUAUUUGUACAACUCUAAUUGAUGUUAGAAAGAAACGAUUCUGGAAUAACGAUAUAAUCAAAAAAGCCCGAGGUUUGCAAUGACUCGCUGUGAUCUAGCUGCAUUGCCAGACCUCACAGACAGGAAGAAGAUUGGCAUAGGGAACAUGUCUGGCAGCAUUGCUGCUGCAUGUUCCGUAUCCAUCUUGCGGGUGUACACGUCUGUUUAUUGGAAGUUGAAAUAAAAUCAAAUUAUAUGAAUAUACGAAUAUAUAUAUAUGUGUGUAUAGUGUUGUACUUGAGAGUGCAAUCGAGUGUCGUGCCACAGACUCAGGCUCUUGAAGGCUGAGAAGCGUUUAAAAUAAUUCCAGAUAGUAGUUUUAUGGGGUCUGACUGUACACGUCGCUCAAGAGCGCAUUAAGCACGCCGAGUACCCGGGCACGGAGUCCCGGGGAAACGGGUGUGAGGGUGCCACCAAAAUUGAACGAUUAAACAAUCGGCCAAAGGAUUGAUCUUUUUUGAGAAGAGAAGUCUCCUUCGAUGAUGUCCAUAUCAUACGAUUUCCACGAGGCCUGGGCUGAGUCUGUGCCAUGAACACCGCUUGUUUUCGCUCACCAAAAUGUACUUACACUUUCUUCAGUAUUUAAUCGACUAAAUCGUUAAUUAACAUUCAAAAUAAAUACAAUUAAUUAUGCGAAAGUAACUUGUGAAGUGAAAAUUUAAUGGAAGCGAAAGAAAAGAAAAGUAAAUGGUAAAUUUGAGUAAUUUUCCAGCGAGUAAUAUAAACUAUAUAUAUAAAUGUUAACGUAAAUAAUCAGAAAGCCAAUUCUUAAUUGAUCGGAAGUAGUAGAUCGACUCGGGAAUACAAUUAAAAUCUCGAUAGAUCUAUAGGUUGAUAGAUGAGACGCGCAAACGGGUGCCAACCAGUUCGAUAGACAGAAAAGGUCCUGUCAGGAGCAGAUCUUUUGGGCGUAUGCCGGGAAAAAGUAA